AACAGAAUGAGAACAUGGCCUUACUGUCAAUUCUAAGAUAAGACAUAAUGAUGGAAGCCUGGGGAAGAAACUUCACUAAUGACUGAGAUAAUUUGUUAUAUCAUUUGCAUAGCAUAGCUCAUGCGACAACGUGUUGCUAUAUAAGCCUAGCAUGGAAGCUCAGAACUUUACUUACAACAAUCCAACAUGUCUUCUCUGCGUCUGGUCCUGCUUUGCCUGGCUCUCUUUGUGGCGGUGUACGCCCAGCCCGCUCCAGGAGCUCCAGAAGAUCCCACUGAGACUACACCUGUCGUUGGGACUUUAGUGGGUUCCUUUACCGAUGGCGCACAGCCGCGAACUCUGGCCCUGCUGCUGCCUGUGCUGUUCCCCAGUCAGUUCUCUUUUGGAUAAAUAAAUGAUUUUGGAUGUAAUAAAGUUUAAUAAAUAUUCAAGCAAUCAAUCAAGCAGAAUAAACGUUUCUUGAAU
This is a messenger RNA of Drosophila subobscura, 465 nucleotides long. RefSeq lists its product as uncharacterized. Bases 187 to 390 code for a protein of 67 amino acids. The transcript has 2 exons. The record is from RefSeq and is a predicted model, not a curated record. Lineage: Eukaryota; Metazoa; Arthropoda; Insecta; Diptera; Drosophilidae.